AUGCCUAAUUACUUCAUGCGUCAGCGUUACGUGACUCACGAGGGACAUUACAAGGAAGAUCACUCGACUUAUAUACAUAUCGACUACGUAAAGCGUAGGAGCAUCCAAAGAGCAAUACAAACCGAUGCCGAUGCCCUCUUCCAAGCAGAGCGCGAAGAAUCUAUAGCACAGCACGACCACGCCACCGCGAUCUCGAUUUCCCAAGGCAUUCCUAUGACAUCGGAUAUGGAAAGCGAUGAUCCUAAGUUAGCCGAAGAUUUGGAACUUAUGAAUGAGCUUACGGAUAAACUCAUUGCUACCUAUAUCACUGGGGUCGAGGACGAAAACCAAGAUGGAAGCGAGAUAGAACGUUUGGUUCCUGCUGCUGACGGGCAACCUGAGAGCUCAUCUUGGGCUACCGCUCGUAUACCUCGGAAGUUUACUCCUCCAGGCCGGGACUGUUUGGCUUGUGGAGAGAGAAAAUAUUUUAUCGAUGUGGCGCGGGUUCCUUGUAGCCAUGAAUAUUGUCGAGAGUGUCUUGCGCAACUAUUUCGGAGCGCAAUGUCCGAUGAAUCAUUGUUCCCUCCGCGUUGUUGUCGGCAGAAUAUUCCUCUCGAAAAGGUCCUGUCUUUCCUUCCAGAGGAACUCAUUCGCGAAUUUCGAGUCAAAGAGGUUGAAUUUUCGACGCCACGUCGGACAUACUGUCACCAGCCAGAGUGCUCUGCCUUUAUCCCCCCAGAAAACUACGUGGGUGAUAUCGCAACCUGUAAAGAUUGCGGUGUACAAACCUGCAUUACCUGCAGAGGUCCCUCGCAUAAAGGCGAUUGUCCAGAUGAUAAAGAUCUACAAGAAGUCCUCGAACUCGCCCAAGAGUAUGGAUGGCAACAAUGUUAUAAUUGUUCAUCGUUGAUCGAACUGAGCACUGGCUGCUACCAUAUGACGUGCAAGUGUCGUUCUCAGUUCUGCUAUAUUUGCGGCGACCCCUGGAAAACUUGUAGCUGCCGUCACUGGGAUGAAGGUCGAAUCCAUUACCGGGCAGAAGAGAUAUACCGCAGAGACCAUGGAACAGACGACCAAAUGGACACUCGAGACGCAAACAUAGGACGUAUUGUGACUAACUUACGGGAAAAUCACGAAUGUGGGCAUUUCUCUUGGAGAUAUCGGUCUGGGACUUACAGGUGUGAAGAAUGUCGGGACACGUUGCGUGAGUAUAUUUUUGAAUGUCGCCAAUGUAACAUCAUGGCAUGUAGAAUGUGUAGGUAUAAUCGCUUGUGA
Molecule: messenger RNA, 1254 nt
Organism: Daldinia vernicosa
Lineage: Eukaryota; Fungi; Ascomycota; Sordariomycetes; Xylariales; Hypoxylaceae
Exons: 3
Coding region: 1-1254 (417 amino acids)
Biological process (GO): protein polyubiquitination; ubiquitin-dependent protein catabolic process; positive regulation of proteasomal ubiquitin-dependent protein catabolic process
Cellular component (GO): ubiquitin ligase complex; cytoplasm
Molecular function (GO): ubiquitin conjugating enzyme binding; ubiquitin protein ligase activity; zinc ion binding
Source: RefSeq, a predicted model, not a curated record